GGAAGGUGAACAGAUUCACCAUGUGGACUCUCUUGGUUCUUUGCAGCGUGAUCGCCUCACAUGGAGGUCAAGGAUACCCUUGGGGAACAACACCAGGUUCUUGCAGAUACAACUGUGGCUGGGAUCUUGGUUCCUGCUCGUGCGAUUAUGACUGUGAAUGGCGGGGGUCCUGCUGCUCAGACUAUAGAGAUUACUGCAUGGACACCACUUACAUGCCAGAAACAACAACAGAUCUGCCCUCAUGUCUUUACAACUGCGGCAGUUACCUGGGAAGCUGCUCCUGCGAGAGCUCUUGUCAUUACUAUGGCAGCUGUUGCCCUGACUACAACUAUUACUGCCCAAUGCCGACCACAACACUGCAACCUGAUACAACUGACACAGACAUCACGCAUUGGUAUACGUGUCAAGGCAACUGCGGCAUAGACAUGGGUAUCUGCUCCUGCACCAGCUCUUGUGAAUACCGUGGAAACUGUUGCUAUCACUACAGAGAUUACUGCCUCGACACCACAGCCGAUCUAUGGACAACAGGUCAGCCCUCGUGUCGUUACAACUGUGGCUGGGACAUGGGAAGCUGCUCCUGCAGAAGCUCUUGUCUAAACUAUGGCAACUGUUGUGAUGACUUCUACAGUUACUGUGACUACUCUACUACUGAAGGAUCAUUGAUAACAGAUAACCCCUCAUGUCAUGGGAAAUGUGGCUGGGACAUGGGAAGCUGCUCCUGCACAAGGUCUUGUGUGAAAAAUCACAACUGCUGCAAUGACUACUACGGUUACUGCUACAACUACCACACUACUGAAGAACCAGAAACUGCAAUAAGUCAGCCCUCAUGUGGUUGGUACUGUGGCUCGGACAUGGGAAGCUGCUCCUGUGCAAGCUCUUGUGUAUACUAUGGCAACUGCUGCAAUGACUACUACGAUUACUGCUACUACUACCACAGUACUGUAGGACCAGAAACUGCAACAGCACCGCCCUGUGGAGGCUCUCUGUUUGGCUCUGGUACCUUCUCCAGCCCCAACCACCCCGACCACUACCACGACAAUGCCUACUGUGUCUGGCAGCUCAGGACUUCGUUCGACCAGAGAAUCUUCCUGUCAUUCACAUACCUCCAAUUGGAGAACUGCUGCGACUGUGACUACGUUUCCAUCUACGAUGGGCCAUCUGUCGGCUCUAGAUAUCUGGGGAAAGUGUGCAACGACAGUCUCAGUACUUUCUACUCCACUUCCAACUACAUGACUGUGCUCUUCAGGACUGAUAUGUCUGUGGUUGCCCGAGGGUUCAAUGCUGAGUUCAUAAGUUCACUGCCACCAAGCUCAGGUCGAGUGGACUGUUCCUCAGACAACAUGAACAUUGUGAUCGAUAAGAGUUACCUGAACUCUCUCGGCUACGAUGCCCACAAUCUGUACCUGAGUGACCCACAUUGCAGACCCCAGAUUUCCAGCUAUUCGGUGGUCUUCAGCUUCCCCAUUAAUACUUGUGGCAAUGUUCGAGAGUUUCAGAACGGCAGAGUUGUGUACACCAACACUAUCCGUGCCUACAGCUCCAACUCUGGAGAGAUCACACGGCAGUCUCACCUUAAGAUGAACGUGAGCUGUCGAAUGGAGCAGGACUCAGUGUCUCAGAUCAUGUACGUUGUCCAUGAUCAUGACAACACCAGCAUUACAGGCACAGGCAGAUUCAACACCAGCAUGGAUUUCUACACAUCCAGCAGCUUCUUCUACAAGGUGACUGAAGUUCCAUAUAAGGUGAAACUUAACCAGCGAUUGUACGUCCAAGUGAACCUGAGGAGAAGUGACAGUUCCCUGGUUCUCUUUCUUGACACCUGUGUGACUUCACCAUCACCCCAUGACUUCCAGAGCAGAUCUUACGACCUGGUCCGCAACGGCUGUCCUGUGGAUGACACCUACGCGGCCUACAGCACUGGCACUCGUCCCUAUGCCCGUUUCAGAUUUCAGGCUUUCCAGUUUUUGCGUGCCUCGGAUACAGUGUACAUCCAGUGCAAGGUCCUGAUAUGCCAAGCCUCUGACUACAAUUCGCGCUGCCGCCAAGGCUGUAACAAACGUGUGGCCAGAGACCUGGGGUCAGAACACGACAGUGAAACUCUGGUCCUGGGUCCAAUCCAACUUGAAGACCCUGAGCAAAAGGAGGAAGAGACUCAGGAGCAGGACGAGGCUUGACUUGAUUCUCCAAUGAGCAGCUUUAAUUAUCUUUACUAAUCAUUACAGCAUAUUCUGUUCAUUGUGACAUUGAAUUAUAUUCACCAUUUAUCACAAUACCUGAUUAAAAGCAUCAUCAAAAGACAA
Messenger RNA from Centropristis striata (black sea bass), 2300 nucleotides. Its product is annotated as deleted in malignant brain tumors 1 protein-like. Gene Ontology annotation, cellular component: cell surface. Lineage: Eukaryota; Metazoa; Chordata; Actinopteri; Perciformes; Serranidae. The record is from RefSeq and is a predicted model, not a curated record. The transcript is spliced from 21 exons. Bases 21 to 2174 code for a protein of 717 amino acids.